UUUCUUCCCCCACCGGCUGCUCUCGGGGCGUUGGAGCGAGGCGCUGCAAUUUACGGGGGUCGUUGCAGCAGCAGGGAAUUUGUGAUCAGGACAAUCGCGUUAAAUGCAUCUUGCCUCCCCCGGGACCUUUUAUAAAGUUGAUCGAGAAACCUUUGCAUUCUUUCUUUAGUUCUGCUUGAAAAACAAAUGACUUCCAAGCGCCUCCUCGACGAGUCUGCAGGCGGUGUGAGAGUCAGUAGCGCCGCAGUUCAAGCCGGUAACGUCGCGCUUACAGGGCACUGCAUCAGAUACGGCGGCGGUGUCACGGCCAUGGACUGCGGAAUAACGUCGGCGAGAAGGAAAGGACCCAUGACGGUAGAUGGGUUCGACACGAAAAUGCUGGACAAGGGCUCUCUGCAAGAUCCUGGCAAAGCAAAUCCUCUCGGCGGAAAUCACUUCGCCUCUGGAAGAGAGAAGCACCACAAUAAGAAGAAGAUGGGCUGUGCCGGUGAGGAGGACGAGAGAGAAGUGCCCCCUGCUGUGGUCCUGAAGAGAGGCAGUCCCACACACCGCCAGACCCUGAACGGGCAGAGGCAAGAGAACCAUGUGCACUUGGAGUGCGUGGCGUUAUUGCGGAGGAGCCAGGAGCCGAGGUGCCGACCACCGUCACGCGUUGCAGACCCCUCCCCCGACGAGCUCCAUGCAUCCUCCCACAUCCCCGUUCCUCGCAACAGAAAUCCCUCGGGCCAUGCUGAUAAAGAGGUGAUGGCGGCCACCGUCCUGAGCACUCUGUCCACCAGCCCCCUGGUGCUCAAUGCCAGUUCUGGAGCCUCAGGUUCAGUUCCAGAAGCGGCCAGCAGAGGGUGGAAGGAGAGCUUAUCGGCUAGCUACAGCAGCUCCACCAGCGGCAACUGGAGCUGGGACGCCAGCGACCAGUCGGUGCCCUCCACGCCGUCCCCGCCCCUUUCCAAUGAUGUCAUCAAGAGCUUCUUGCUCUCCUCGCAGGGGGAGGACAGCAUCGAGGAAGCUGAGAGCACGCACUUCCCGUUUGAGGACCCCAUCCCCCGGAAACGAAAGAACUCCAUGAAGGUGAUGUUCAAGUGUUUGUGGAAGAACUGUGACAAGGUGCUCAGCACCUCCUCAGGAAUCCAGAGGCACAUUCGCACCAUGCAUCUGGGGCGGAACGGCGAUUCCGACCUCAGUGACGGUGAGGAGGAUUUCUACUACUCCGAGAUCGAGGUGAACGUGGACACUCUGUCCGAAGGCCUCUCCAACCUCACGCCCACUUCCCCCACCACUGCCGGACCGCCCCCUGUCUUCCCCCUAGCCAGUGACGUGCCGCGAUCGGAGCCUGCCCACAUGAGCCCGCUCAGCCAAUCGGCACCCUCCACACUGUGCCACAUCCGCACUGACCACGCCUAUCAGGCCACUGCUCCCGUCAACAUUCCCAGCGUGUCCUCGGAGCUACCCCACAGCCAGAGUGCCAUCAGCGUCUCCUGGCAGUCGCCUCCGGUCAUCUUUAAAGGCCCUCCGGGCGCAGUGACCCAUAUCCGCACCGUAAGCAAUGGGGAGAAGAGGCAGCCGGCCACACACACCCCCAUCGGCAAGACACACGCCACCAACAUGUCAACACCUAAACCUACCACUGGAACCAGGUAUAGCCUGAAACCCCGUGGGGAGGCCAAGAAGUGUCGCAAGGUGUAUGGGAUGGAGAAGAAAGAUUUGUGGUGUACGGCAUGUCGCUGGAAGAAAGCCUGCCAGCGCUUCACUGACUGAGCUUUUCCUUUCUAGCCAAAUGGACUCUUCCAACACCAGUGUUUCACUGAUUCUUAUCUCACCCCCCCCCCACCCCCCCCAAGUGCCCCAGAAUGGACUCUUCCUUGCAGCGGAGCCACGGAAGGGGUGAGGUAAGGGGCUUUUCUGGGAUGUGGCCAUUUCAGGGGGUACUGUGUGGCCUCCUCACCACAGCCAACAGUGGAACACAUUUCACUCUAAUAAAACCUGCAAAAAAAAAUAACAACAGAAAAAAAAGAUAAAAACAAGAAAAAAGGAAAACGUUGCAGAAAAACAGAAUAUAUUGGCUUUCGCAGCACUACUCUGAGGCAAGACCUUUUUUUCUUUAUAAAUCAAGGGGAAAAAAUCAGAAAAACAGUUGAUUCAGAAGUUUAAGAUCCUUUUUUUCGUAUGUUGCAUGUAUUCAUUGGAUGGAGGCAGUUAAAGAUUUCUCAAUGACUUAUGAGUGUGGCAGACUUUAUAUAAUUCUUUCUGGGCGAACAAUGUAAGCUAUUUUUGUACUAAGCUGUUUUUGAGCAGUUUGGCCUUGUUACCUUUGGUUUAACCUCUGAAAUCGCUCCGAACCAGCGGCAGGUUUACUUGGAUAGCCUUCUUCAGAACCGUCUCUCUCUUUCUUACGCAAACUUUGUUUUUAACCAAAGGAAUCAGUCUCUCUGAGCACAGGUCCAGGAUUUUUGUCUUUCUGGACGUUGUUCUUUAUUGUAUUUUACCUGACAAAAACCGAUUUACACGAACUCGUUGUAUUGAAUCUUACCAAGAUCACAGCUAUCAUGUCAUGGGGAGCAGAUAAUGCAUGCACACACGCUUUAUAGCUUUAAGCACGACAUGGAAAUAGCCUUGUGGGUUUUUUUUCCCAAUCUUGCUUCAGCAAACCCUCAAAUCAGUAUACUUAGUAUUUUACUCAGUCUUGACACCUCCAAACGGAUAUGCACCUUUUUUGGAGUGCUCUCACUCCAACACAAGUUUGCUAUGAUGUCGAAAUGUGAAUCUCAGUGCUCCUGAACGCCUGGCUCAUUUUCUGAUGGAUUUUGCACCAGCCAUUUAGUUCUUGUAACAUGAAGAGAAAAUCUAGAUUUUGACUUUUUUUUCCCCCCUUUCUUUGAUAAAUGGGUAUUUUUGUAUCGAUCCGCAGUAUUACUUUAUUCAAUGCGCUCAAUUUCGCUGCCCGUUCGAUGCUUACAGGUGUCGCUCGUCCUGGGAAUCGGAUUCCGGGGAACGUGCGCGUCGGUCCGCUGCGGACCGAACCUCGUGCACUUUUUUUGGGGUGGGGUGGGGUGGG
This is a messenger RNA of Electrophorus electricus (electric eel), 3052 nucleotides long. RefSeq names its product SLC2A4 regulator (gene slc2a4rg). Gene Ontology annotation, cellular component: nucleus. NCBI's taxonomy places the organism in Eukaryota, Metazoa, Chordata, Actinopteri, Gymnotiformes, Gymnotidae. The record is from RefSeq and is a predicted model, not a curated record. Gene Ontology annotation, biological process: regulation of transcription by RNA polymerase II. Gene Ontology annotation, molecular function: RNA polymerase II cis-regulatory region sequence-specific DNA binding; DNA-binding transcription factor activity.